Molecule: messenger RNA, 420 nt
Organism: Lotus japonicus
Lineage: Eukaryota; Viridiplantae; Streptophyta; Magnoliopsida; Fabales; Fabaceae
Exons: 2
Coding region: 1-420 (139 amino acids)
Source: RefSeq, a predicted model, not a curated record
AUGCGAAGGGAGUUGUUUCUCAGAAUUGUCGAAGCACUUGGCAAUCAUGACAAUUAUUUUCAAAUGAGGGUUGAUGGCGUUCGUAAAAAAAUUCUUUCACCAUUACAAAAGUGCACUGUCGUUAUUCGUAUGUUGGCAUACAUAUCACCUGCUGACAAUCUGGAUGAGUAUGUAAGAAUUGAUGAAAGUACUGCAAUUGAGUGCUUAGAGAGAUUUGUAAUAAGUGUGAAUGGAAUAUUUGGUGCUCAGUACUUGAGGAAGUCGAACAAAGAGGACAUUGCACACCUACUACAAAUAGGGGAGUCUCGUGGAUUUCCAGGCAUGUUUGGUUCCAUUGACUGUUCUAACAAUUAUAUCAAUGUGCUAAACCAAUCUGAUGUGUUUACCAAUGUUUCCCGAAGUGCACUACAAAGUGCAUAG